This is a messenger RNA of Daucus carota subsp. sativus, 1667 nucleotides long. Its product is annotated as ubiquitin-like modifier-activating enzyme 5. The record is from RefSeq and is a predicted model, not a curated record. The transcript is spliced from 14 exons. Gene Ontology annotation, molecular function: UFM1 activating enzyme activity. Bases 136 to 1428 code for a protein of 430 amino acids. NCBI's taxonomy places the organism in Eukaryota, Viridiplantae, Streptophyta, Magnoliopsida, Apiales, Apiaceae. Gene Ontology annotation, cellular component: cytoplasm; cytosol. Gene Ontology annotation, biological process: protein ufmylation.
AAGUCCAUGUGAGUCCAACAAAAGACAAAGGGUAAACUUCAAAAAUAAAAGAAAGGAAAUAAAAGAAAAAGAAAGCAACAAGCGAAGAAAAGGAGAAUUUAAUUACUAGAUUUUCGCAGUGAAAAGCAAUCAGCAAUGGCGGGGAUGGAGACAGAGUUGAAAGAGAUGUUAAGUGAUCUCGAUAAUCUCCAGCAAUCUUUAUCAGAUCCUUCUUAUCAAGCUUCACUUGCUAAGAUGCGGUCACAUGUUGAAAAUCUCACCUCUCUUGUGAAUUCUGGACAAGGAAGGCGUUCAAAAGUCAAGGAUAUGAGUGCAGAAGUGGUAGAUAGCAAUCCUUAUAGCAGGCUUAUGGCACUUCAGAGGAUGGGUAUCGUGGACAAUUAUGAAAGAAUUCGGGAUUUCUCUGUGGCCAUAGUUGGUAUAGGUGGCGUAGGCAGUGUUGCAGCUGAGAUGUUAACAAGGUGUGGCAUAGGUCGUCUUUUGUUGUAUGACUAUGACAAAGUGGAAUUAGCUAACAUGAAUAGGCUAUUUUUUCGCCCAGAGCAGUGUGGUAUGACCAAGACUGAUGCUGCUGUUCAAACUCUUUCGGACAUAAAUCCAGAUGUUGUAUUAGAGAGCUAUACACUAAAUAUUACAACAGUUCAAGGUUUUGAAACUUUCAUGGCAAGUCUUACAAAUAAAACACACAGCCUGAGUAAAGAUGGCACUGGGGUAGAUCUUGUUUUAAGCUGUGUUGAUAAUUACGAAGCAAGGAUGGUAGUAAAUCAGGCUUGCAAUGAGCUUAACCAAACAUGGAUGGAGUCUGGUGUCUCUGAAGAUGCUGUUUCAGGUCACAUACAAUUGCUGAUACCUGGAGAAACUGCCUGUUUUGCAUGUGCCCCUCCCCUAGUUGUAGCAUCUGGAGUGGAUGAACGCACACUAAAGCGUGAGGGGGUCUGUGCUGCAUCCUUGCCUACUACCAUGGGAGUUGUUGCUGGACUUUUGGUUCAAAACACUCUCAAGUACUUGCUGAAGUUUGGACAGGUCUCUCCAUACUUGGGAUAUAAUGCCCUGAAAGACUACUUUCCAACAAUGCAAAUGAAGCCAAACCCUCAGUGUUCAAAUGCUGCCUGCCUGGAACGACAGGAAGAAUACAAUCUGACAAAACCCGCCCGGGAUGCUGCUGCUAAAGCGAAGAUGGAUGCAGAAGCACUAAUAGUAACUGAAUCUGCUAUGCAUUUAGAUAACGAGUGGAACAUAUGUGUUGUUGACGAUGAAGAGCAGGAUAAGAAAGAUGCUCAUACGCAUGAUGUGCUUCCAGAAGGUCUUGUUCACGAGCUCCCAAGUGCAGAUGAGUUUCAAAAGCCGACUGCUCAGGAAGAAUCCUUUAAUUCUGCUGAUGAUCUAGAAGAACUCAAAAGGCAACUGGAAGCCCUUAAUGCGGACUAAUUUUAAGAAAAUCGUACUAGAAAAUUUUGAAAACCAACGAUUAAGUUCUUCUAUGUGCUGCUGUACAAUAUGUAGCAUUAAAAAAAUUAAAGAUAUACAUGAGUGCAAGUCUGGUAAUGGGCAUCCCAUAAGGAACCCAAUCUACCAGCAUCGUAGACGUUGCAGAUGAUUCUAACAGCUUAAUUGUCUGAUACAACUAUAAAACACACAAAUAUCUGAAUCUUCCAUUGGCUUAUCAA